AAUCUUUUUGGCGCGAUGGUUACAUUUUACUCUCUGUUUAUUUAUUUAUUUCUCUUCAAUUAAUUAAAUUAUCUAAAUUGAUCACAUUGAUUAGUGAGAAUUUAAUUGUGUCAAGUUACUUUGUAAAGGUUACCUGGUCUAUUCUGUUAAUUAAAGGUAUCAAUUUGUUUAUUGUGUUUCUUACAUUUGAAUUGCAAAUUACAAUCUCAAUUCUAAUUGUCAACUGAGUGAUUACUUUUAAUUGUUCCAACUUUAUUCACCUUUACAAUGGUUUCUGUAUUGUUUUCCCAAUUCCAAGGUUACCCUUUGAUUUCAAAAUGACCCUCACAAAUCCGAUUGUUUAAAUUAACCAGUUGAUUAACAAUUAAUCAGGUUAAUUUGUUGGUUAAAUCAAUCAUUUUGACAUUUGCAAUUAAUUUCUCAGUUUAUCAGAUGACCUCAAAUACAAAACUGACCAUUGGAAAUUACCAACAAAGAUUUAUGUUGGUCAUCCCCUGGUCAUCUCUACUCUUAUUUCAAUCUGAUAUUCAUCACAUUUCAAGUAUCACCAAUGACUAAAAGAUUCCAAGAUAAUUAAGGUAAUUUUUUCAUCUCCAACAAGUGAAUUAAAUGUAAUCCAAGUGAUCAACCAUAUAAAACUACAAUAUAAACAAUACGUGAUGUAAUCCAGAUUUUGGAUCAUCACCAAACCUUUACUGGUUGUUUGAUUAUAUUUCCAACACCAUCAACAAGAUCAACAAUCAACAUCAUGUCCACUGAUGGGUCAAACAGUGGGAUUGGUGGUGGUGGUGGAGGAGGAGGAGGAAGUGAAAGAGGUGCUAGUAAUUUUGGUGCUAGUGGUCAUGGUGGUUCCAUGGUUUCUGUUGGUGGUUUUAAUAGUAGCCAUGGUGGUGGAGGAAAUUCUGGUGGAUCAAAUGAGAUUUCAUCUCAUCCAUUUGAAUCUCAAAUUGCUAAGAUGAAACGUUUCAUCUCAUCACCGUUAACACGACGUAAAUCAACAUCUCAGGCAUCAACCGAAUCAGCUCCUCCGAUGAUAUCUUCAUCAACUACCUCAUCCUCAUCAUCAUCAUCUAAACAUUUAACAGAAAAUCAUCAUAAAAUUUUUGGUACACCCAUUGAAAAGUUAACCCAUCAACGAUCAUUCAAUGAAAUGUCAUCCUCAUCAAUAUCUCAUGGUAAUUAUGGUUCAUCUUCAACAUCAUCAUCUCAUCAUCUUUCCGCUUCAUCAUAUUCUACCAUGAGAUCAAUGUCCACCUCAGGUUUACCUGGAAGCUUCCUAUUCUCAUCGUCAUCAUCAUCACCACCAACAACAACAACCUCAUCAUCAGCAUCAACCCUGAAUUUAGGCCAUUCAAGUACCUUAGGACAAGGGACAGUGUUUUCCACCACCACCACCAACACAACCACGGGUACAUCUUCCUCUAAGAAAGUGAUCUAUGAUAAGGAGGCCACAGUUCCCUUUGUUAUUACCCGAUUGUGCCAUUAUAUUGAAGAUAGUCAAGGCUUAAUGCAAGAAGGAUUAUUUCGAACCAGUGGAAAUGCCAGAUUAAUCGAGAAAUUAAAAACCUCUUUCGAUUGUAAUGGUGAUGCUCCAUUGGAAACUGAAGGUGAUAUUCCUUCAGCCGCUGCUCUACUUAAGUUGUUCCUUCGAGAGCUUCCGGUUCCCUUGAUACCUCAAUCAAUUCAUUGUUUAUUUCUAGAUACGGUUCAGGAUACACUUAAUCGCGAAUCAUAUGAUAAAGAUGCUUUUAUCGGGCGGAUUAAAGUUCUGGUUGAAAAUCUACCUGAUGAAAAUUAUUUUCUUCUCAAAUAUUUAUCUCGAUUCCUUUAUCAAGUCGCUCGACAUGAGACCUACAAUCGGAUGAAUCCAUCGUCACUUGGAAUCAUUUUUGGACCUAAUAUAUUCAGAGUUGCUGCUGAAGAUUAUCGUGGAUUACGUGAACAAUCAUUAACUAAUCAAGUUGUUACCUUUUUCAUUACGGAUUACGAGACAAUAUUUGGUGCUGAUUUAUCACCAGAUAACAACAACAAUCAAGAAUUAAAUUUAUCAACAACUAAUCAACAAUCAGUAACUGAAAAUACUAUUGAUAUUGGUGCUCAAUGUAAAACUGUUAAUCAAUCCAAGGAAACGGAAACGAUAAGAAAACUAGAAAAUAGUAAAGGAAAAGUGAUAAUUGUUUCAAUAGAUUCUGUUUGUUGUAAUAAAUCAACACCAGAUCAACACAAAGAAUCAACAACAACAACACCAAUGAUGCUAAAGAAAGAUGAUAUUGAUGAUGAGACUAAAGAUUCAAAUGAACUAUCAGAUGACCAACAUUUUACUCCUUUACAAAUUGAUAUACCACCGAUAGAUUGUGAUCAAUCUGAUAGUUCAUCUGUAAGUCCAACAUUAGCCUGUUCCAGUAUCUCACCUUGUCCAAUUGACUCGAAAGAUUAUAUCUUGACCAUUGAAUCUUUAACAGAUGAAGCAACUACUUCACCUUUGACCACAGAAAUUACCUCAUCAAAAACUACGGUAGUUAAACAAUCGAGUAACAAUUUACCUCUAUUUUUGGAGGGUAUUGGUAAACGUAAGGAUAGAAAGUAUAUUUUAUCCUCAUCUUCAAAUGCGACGGUUCGAUCAAGUUCAGAGGAGAGAAAACCUUUAGGUUCAUCGACGAAACUUACCUCAUGUACUGGUCAAACUGUUGACCAAGAGGUUCGAAGAUGUAAUUCUUACCAAGAUGUUGCUAAAGGUGAACAUUCAACUCGUAAUUCUUAUCGACAAGUAAUUAAAUCAAGUAAUCUAUCAUCUGAUAGUGUUAAUCAGUCACCUGAACCCAAAAGAAGGGAAAUUGAUUCUUCAAGUAAUACAAUUAACAAUAAUCAAAUUAUUGGUAAAGGUAAAUCUAAAUUGUCACGAUCAACUUUAUCCUUUGAAUCGAGACCUUGUUCACUUGAUUUAACUGGUAAAUCUCAUCAAUCAGCAUCCGAAUCAAAAUCUGAACCAACCGUAAGGGGAAAAGUGCCUGUAGCACCUUCAGGAUUAUCUACAGACUCAAAUUCACAAUCAACUAGUGGUGAACAUCAUCAUCAUUAUCACCAUCAUCAACCUUUAUUAUCUUCAUUAUCUUCAUCUACUUAUCUUUCGAGAAAUACUCAUUCGAUAAGUUCUGAAGUCUCUGUUAACCAUCCCAAUGCUGAGAGUCGAGUAAAAUCAUCUGAAUUAUCUUCAUCUUCAUCUCAACAACAGAAAGUUCAUUCAGUUUCUUCAUCCAAUUUAGUUAAUAAAAAGGUUUCAUCAUCUUCCUCAUCAUUACCUCAUAUCGAUUACAAUGCCCUUCAUAAAAAUGCUGAAGGUGAAUCGGCAAUGGUAUCAGAUUUAAGGUACAGUUGGUCGUCGGUCAAUGAAUCGCAAUCAGCUGAGAGUUUAUUAGAGGAAGAGGAAGGAGUUAAAGGUGAAGGUUUUGGAUAUGAAGAUGAUGAUAAUUCUGUUACUCAGUCAGAUUCUAGUAAUCGUGAUGGAGUUAAACCUACUGAGCCCGUUCAAAAUGCCGCCGUUCAAAUAUUACGACGGAGAAACACCUAUGAAGCACCUUUAUCACCCAGUGCAUAUCGAGGUCUAUUGGGUCAAAGAGCUCCACAUCUUGAUCAUACUAUACCUCCUUCACCUCCAGGGGAGCAGGAGCAUCAUUUUCAUGGGAACAAGAGUGGAUAUAAUCAUGAAUCGACUAUUGUUAAAGAGGCCAAACGAAAGAUACACAAUUUAAAACGACGAUUGAAACAAUUUGAACGCGAUUUUGAAAAGGAAAACGGUUAUCGGCCUUCACACGAACAAAAAAUGAAAUCGGACGUUGCCCAACCUUUACUAUUCGAGUUGAACAAAUUUCGAAAAAUGCUACGAGAAUACAAAGAAGAUGCUAGAGUUACUAUUGAAUUUUAUGAAGGUGUUUUCAACGAGAUGCAACGAAGUCUAAAAGAACGUCGAUAUUGUGUCGGAAGACCUGAGACAAUCGCGGAAAUGUCAAUAGAUCAAAUAUUCGAUGAGAAAUUAGAUUCAAAAUCUCUUCUAAAAUAUGAAAGUGUUUUCGGUCGUCCCUGCCGUCGAGAAGAUCGAACUGUAAUGAAACCUUUAUAUGAUCGUUAUCGAACCAUUCGUAAUCUAGUGUCCAAAAUACCGAAAAAUAAAGAUCUUACCGAUCUACAGCCGAUACUUGAACACGUGGCAAUGAAUUUUACUUCACCAUCACAUUCACCUAAAGGUUCAUUAGAUGCCAAAGAUGAGGAUGCUGACGAAGACAAAGGUAGAGGAAGAGGAAGUGUCUCUAAUUGUGGGGAUGAUGAUGAUUAUGAUGAUGACACCAGUAGCAUAAACAGUAAUAGAGUUAAAAAGUUACUACUCAUGGACAAGGAAGGAGGAAAUGAUCGUGAAAAUGACAGCAAUAACGCCAAUCAUAAUGAUGCGAGUAAUCAAAAUGUUGACGAUAAUAAUAAUGAAACUAAAUUGGAUCUCAGUGAUAAUAAUAAUAACAAUAAUUAUAACAAUAAUAAUCUGCAAACUCAAUCAACACCACCCAAGCUUGAGGCUAUUUCACGGAUUAAAUUGAAAGAAUCAAACACAAGGCAUUUUAUUAAAGGAAUCAAUGAAACAACAGCAAUUAAUCAACAAUCAUCAUCUUCUUAUAACAAGAAUCUAUGUCAUAAUCUUCAUGAGCUUCCACCCAGUGAACUAAUUAAAGAAUUGGCCUUGGUCCGUCGAGAGAAAAGUGAACUAAGAGAGAUAAUUCGUUCGUUCGAAGAUGAUUUUAUUCGUACCAAUGGUCGGAAAGUUAACGAAUUUGAAAAAUCACAAUUGGAAUCAGUUUACACCAAUUACAAGGCUUGUAAAAAGAAACUACGAUUACUCGAAGUUUUCAUUGAGAAAUAUGAAAAAAGGAGAAUGGAGUCUUAAUUGUUAUCAUCAUCUUCGCAAUCAUCGUAUACUUUUUUUCCAUCAUCAAUUAAUCAAUCCAACACACGACUAAUUAAUAUACAUAAACACACACACUCACACACACAAAGAAUUACUUAAUGUUGAUUAUAAUUAACUUUUCUUUAAUCAUUUUUUGUUUUGCCUCUAAUUAGAUUUAGCUUAUUAUCAACACGUUUGGA
Molecule: messenger RNA, 5130 nt
Organism: Panonychus citri (citrus red mite)
Lineage: Eukaryota; Metazoa; Arthropoda; Arachnida; Trombidiformes; Tetranychidae
Product: rho GTPase-activating protein gacU-like
Biological process (GO): signal transduction
Source: RefSeq, a predicted model, not a curated record